This is a messenger RNA of Neoarius graeffei (lesser salmon catfish), 2957 nucleotides long. RefSeq lists its product as uncharacterized. The transcript has 10 exons. Lineage: Eukaryota; Metazoa; Chordata; Actinopteri; Siluriformes; Ariidae. The record is from RefSeq and is a predicted model, not a curated record. Bases 1688 to 2575 code for a protein of 295 amino acids.
UCACAAUCAUUGCUAUGUCAUACAUCAUCCACGUAAGUCAGGUUAAAACAUUUUACGUACUAGUGCAUCUCAGACAAUUAGAAUAUUGUGGAAAAGCUGAAUAUUUUCCAUCAGUUAUUUAAAGAAAGUGAGAAUUUUUAAUAUGUUAUAGACUCAUCAUUACAUAUAAACAUGUUUCAAGCAUUUUUCUAUUUUAAUUUUGAUAAUUUAUGGCCUACGGUGCAAAAAAUCCCAAAAUAUUAGAGUAUUUUAUUUCAAGUUUGAGUAAAACUGAAAAUCCUGUGUAUCUCGCAGUCUAGUUCAGUACAUGCAACCACAAUCAUGGGGAAGACUGCUCAUUUGACAGUUGUCCAGAAGAUGAUUUAUCAACAUCCUCCACAAUGAUGGUAAGCCAUAGAAGGUCAUUGCUGAAAAGGGUGGCUGGAAAAGGUGCACAAGCAACAGGGAUGACCGCAGCCUUGAGAGGAUUGUCAAGAAAAGUCGAUUCAAGAACUUUGGAGAGCUUCACAAGGAGUGGACUGAGGCUGGUGUCAGUGCAUCAAGAGCCACCACACACAGACAUCUUCAGGAAAGAUGUCACAUUUCCUAAUAUCAAGCCACUCCUGAACCAGACACAUCAUCAGAAGCAUCUUACCGGGGGCUAAGGAGAGAAAGACCUGGACUGUUGCUCAGUGGUCCAAAGUCCUCUUUUCAGAUGGAAGUAAAUUUUACAUUUCAUUUGGAAAUCAAGGACCUAGAGUCUGGAGGAAGAGUGGAGAGGCACAGAAUCCAAGGUGUUUGAAGUCCAGUGUGAAGUUUCUGCAGUCUGUGAUUUGGGGUGCCAUGUCAUCUGCUGGUGUUGGUCCACUCUGUUUUAUCAAGUCCAAAGUCCACACAGCUGUCUGCCAGGAGAUUUUGGAGCACGUCAUGCUUCCAUCUGCUGACGAGCUUUAUGGAGAUGCAAAUUUCCUUUUCCAGCAGGACUUGGCACCUGCCCACAGUGCCAAAACUAUGACCAAAUGGUUUGCUGACCAUGAUAUUACUGUGCUUGAUUAGCCAUCCAACUUGCCUAACCUGAACUUCAUAGAGCAUCUAUGGUGUAUUUUUAAGAGGAAGACUAGAAACCCCUGACCCAAAAAAAUACAGAUGAACUGAAGGCCGCCAUCAAAGCAACCUGGGCUUCAGUAACACCUCCGCAGUGCUACAGACUGAUCACCUCCAUGCCAAGCCACAUUGAUGCAGUAAUUCAUGGUAAAGGAGCCCCAGCCAAGUAUUGAGUGUAUAAAUGAACAUACUGUUCAGAGGUUGGACAUUUUUUUUCUGUAUUGUAAAUCCUUUUUUUGAUCUUAGGAAAUAUUCUGAGAUACUGGAUUUCUAAUUUUCAUGAGCUGUAAUCCAUAAUUUAAAAAAAAAGGCUUGAAAUUUCACUUGAUGUGUAAUGAAUAUAGAAUAUAUAAAAGUUAACCACUUUUUUUUUUUAAAUGAAAAUUUUCAUAAUAUUCUAAUUGAGAUGCACGAAUAAUAAUAAUAAUUGUAUGUCGCUGUAAGGAGUUUGUAGAGUUACAUUUGCUAGUCAGUAUUAACAAAAACACAAGUUAAAAAUAUUAAGGGUUUUAUAACCAGGGCUUCCAAAAACAGGAAGUGAGGCACUAACAUCUAUUAAGUCUCACACUGGGCUCAGAAAUCAGCAGCAGUGCAACAGGUGAACAUGUCUGCCGGAGAAGAUUCAAUAGUAUAUACACCACUAUGCCAAGGGUUUCUGAAGAAAAGAAAAGAUAAAAUAAGACUGAGGUGGGUUACUUACUGGUUCAAACUUCAUAACUCAACCCUUCUCUUCUACAACAGCAAACAUGGGAAUAUUGCGGACCUCAGAGGACAGUAUUACCUGAUUGAGAUCGAGUCUGUGCAUGAGGUAACAUGGACUAAGAAAAAGCACUAUAUUUUUGAGAUUGCUCUGAAAAACGGGAAGAGGAAAGUCUUGGCUGCAGAAACGGCAGAUCUCAGACAACACUGGAUGUGCCAGCUUUUGCAAGCCAUGAACCAUCAUGUGUAUAAGACCACUGAGCCGAACUCUAACUGGAAGAACGCCCCAUAUCACAUGUGCAGUACCUCACAGUUAGAUGUGAGCAAUGAACUGGUCAGAAGGCAGCACUCUGAGCCUGACUCCCAUCUGUACUCACCCAGCAUGCACUCUGCCGCUGUUAUACCAUCCACCACCACCUUACAUAUCUACACUGAUCUUGACGUGUCUUGUGUUGAGAUCAGCCAAUGCACAGAGGAUGAAGUCAAGGAUGACGUGACUGACCUCGAGAAUGCCUAUGAUGUCCUGCCACUUUACAAACCCCUGCAUUCUGAGGAAAGCAUUUAUGAUACGCCUCGAUCAAAUCGGCGAGCCAGUGAGCGAGAAUAUGAAACAACCGAAAGCAUCUAUGACAUCCCAACGUAUGCCUUUCGGGAAAAGUCAGCGAAUGAAAGCUCCUGUGCGAAAGAGAGACCAGAGCUUACAGGUCUCCUUCAGGACAUGGUGGCAUGUUUAGGGGGAAAUGCUACAGAAUGGGUCCGAACAACUGCUCCAGGAGCCAUUUGUCAACCUUAGUAACACUGUAAAGACAUGCAUUUAUUAUGAUAAACUUUAGACAUCAGUUUGCAGUCAUUCCUGUAUACACUUGUAUAUGAUUGAAUGUAUUUCUCAUUUACUUCCCAAUAGUAAUAAUUUCAUAUUGAAUUCCCUGACAUUUGAUAUUCUUUUUAUGCAAAAUGGUUUUUCAUAAUAUGCAUGAGAUCAGGGUGGUCAGGUCACCAUUUUGAUAGGGAGACUGACCCUGGGGCUCCCAAGGUGCAAAAUAGAAAAGUGUUGACCUUAUCGUCCUCACAUUGCCUGGAGUUUGAAUCCAGGUGAUGCCACAGCCAUCCAAGUGUGUUACAGUGGUGCUUGAAAGUUUGUGAACCCUUUAGAAUUUUCUAUAUUUCUGCAUAAA